GUGCCGAGCCCCGAGCGGGGCAGAGCCAGGACGGUGCCGAUACCCGGGCGGUGCCGAGCCAGGACGAUGCCGAUACCCCUGGCGGUGCCGAGCCAGGGCGGUGCCGAGCGGUGCAGAUACCCCGGGCGGUGCAGAGCCAGGACGGUGCCGAUACCCCGGGCGGUGCCGAGCCCCGAGAGGGGCAGAGCCAGGGCGGUGCAGAUACCCCGGGCCCCGCCCCAUGGGCACGUGACGCCACGCGGCCAAUGAGGAUGUGGCGCCAGAAGCGGAGAGCACGUGACGCUGCACGGCCCAGGAGGAGUCUGCGCCGCGCACGCCGCACCGGCGCAGGCGCAAUGUGGCCCCUGCGGGCCGCCGUCCGCCGGGGCCUCUGGCUUUUCCCGCAGCUUCACGGUCCUCUGGUUCCCAGGGCCGCAGCACCCCUGACAUCCCGCCUCGGACGCGUGCUCGCCACCUUAGGCCGUAGGGGUUUAGGGGGCCCGGGAGGACAUGGCGACGGCCGACAAGACCGGGAGGGAGAGGAAGAGGCGCUGGAAGAGCAGGAGCUGCUGAGAAAGGACCCUCUGCUACCCUCAGGGGCGCAUCGCGUGUUCCUGGUUCACCCGGACUUCCAGCGCGGACCAACAAAGCAGCCGCCGGCCCGAGCUGAAUGGCAGGUGGCGGAGGCCGAGGCCCUGGUGCGCACUCUGGAUGGCUGGUCCGUCGUGGAGACAGCGGUGGUGCCUGUAAGGACGCCUGGCAAGAAGCUCAUCUUCGGCAAAGGCGCCUUGGAGCAGCUGACUGCGAAGAUCAGAGGCUGCAUGGGGGCCACAGCUGUCUUCCUGAACGUGGAGAGGCUGGCCACGCCCACCCAGAAAGAGCUGGAAGCCACCUGGGGCGUGCAGGUGCUGGACCGAUUCACACUGGUGCUGCACAUCUUCCGCUGUAAUGCCCGUACCCGGGAAGCCCGGCUGCAGGUGGCACUGGCUGAGCUGCCGCUGCUGAGGUCCAACCUGAGAAGUGAUGUUUCCCGCCUGGGUGGACGAGGGGGCAGCUCUCGCUGCAUCAUGGGGUCAGGGGAGUCCUUCCUGCAGCUGCAGCAGCGGCUCCUGAGGGAGAAGGAGGGGAAGAUCCAGAAGGCCCUGGAGAGACUGCGUAGGAAGAGGCAGCUCCUGGGGCGCGAGCGGCAGCGGAGGGAGUUCCCAGUGGUCUCCUUGGUGGGCUACACUAACAGUGGGAAAACCACGCUGGUCAGGGCUCUGACAGGUGACUCUGCACUGCGGCCCCGGGACCAGCUGUUUGCAACACUGGACGUGACAGCACAUGCGGGGGUGCUGCCCUCCCGCUUGAUGGUUCUCUACAUGGACACCAUCGGCUUCCUGUCCCAGCUGCCCCACAGCCUUAUCCAGUCCUUCUCUGCCACCCUACAGGAUGUAGCCCAGUCAGAUGUCAUCGUGCACGUGAGGGACGUCAGCCACCCUGAUACGGAGCUGCAGAAGGCCAGCGUGCUGUCCACCCUGUGUGACCUGUGUCUGCCCAGCCCGCUCCUCGCCUCUGUGCUGGAGGUGCACAACAAGGUGGACCUGGUGCCGGGGUACUGUCCAGUGGACCCUCGUGCCGUGGCUGUGUCGGCGCUCCUGGAACAUGGGCUGGAGGACUUAAAGGCCCGGCUGGAAGACGCUGUGCUGACUGCGACAGGGAGGCGUGUGCUCACCCUCAGAGUCCAGCUGCAGGGGCCGCAGCUCAGUUGGCUACACACGGAGGCCACAGUGCAGGAAGUGGACGUCCAUCCUGAGGCCGCCGUGGCUGAUGUCAAGGUCAUCAUAACCAACUCUGCCUAUGGAAAGUUCAGGAAGCUAUUUCCAGCGUGAGAGGGCAGUGCCAUCUCAGCCCCUGGGCUGUGUGGCCAUUGCCUCUGGAGUAUCCUCCCACGCUCCCUGAGUGCAGAGGCUGGAGCCCCACCCAAGUCAGAGGGUGCCCUCUGGACCACAUGGAGGCUUGGGGUGUCCUGUUGCCAGGGUCCCACAGCUGCACGACAGCCCAGGCCCUGCUGUCUGCAAACCUGCCUGUCCGCCUCCUCCCCAGCCACACCGGCUCAUUCUCUGCCCAGCAGUGUGGUCACCAGUUCCCCACAGGAGGCCUCACUUUCUCCCACAGUGCUGUCAGGCCAGGAAAUAAAUACAAGGUUCCCUGGACACCUGGAAAGUCCUUGACUGCGGUGCAUCCUGACUAGCUGACCAGAAAAGAGAGGCCUGAUGAAUUGGGGGGUGGGGAAGGAUGUGUUUAGAAAAGAAAUUAUUUAAUUUAUUCUUGCAUAGAGAAUUCCUGUGUUCUUUUCAAUCUAACUUAAUCUUUGAAGUAGAUUCAUGUUCUUUUACUCUAUAGAAAUCUUAAUUUCCCAUAAAUGUUAAAAUGUCGGGGAAUUUUUGAAGUCUGUAUAAAUACAGUCCCUUCACUAUUCUGUCUUAA
Erinaceus europaeus (western European hedgehog) is the source of this 2448-nucleotide messenger RNA. It is a transcript of the gene GTPBP6, whose product is annotated as GTP binding protein 6 (putative). The record is from RefSeq and is a predicted model, not a curated record. Gene Ontology annotation, molecular function: GTP binding; ribosome binding. Gene Ontology annotation, cellular component: cytoplasm. NCBI's taxonomy places the organism in Eukaryota, Metazoa, Chordata, Mammalia, Eulipotyphla, Erinaceidae. The transcript has 10 exons. The coding region runs from base 246 to 1850 and encodes 534 amino acids.